Molecule: messenger RNA, 2283 nt
Organism: Numida meleagris (helmeted guineafowl)
Lineage: Eukaryota; Metazoa; Chordata; Aves; Galliformes; Numididae
Gene: CRLF1
Product: cytokine receptor like factor 1
Exons: 8
Coding region: 473-1642 (389 amino acids)
Biological process (GO): cytokine-mediated signaling pathway
Cellular component (GO): external side of plasma membrane
Molecular function (GO): cytokine receptor activity; protein binding
Source: RefSeq, a predicted model, not a curated record
UCCACAAAACAAAACAAAACCCAGAAAACAGCCCCGAGGGCUCCACGGCACCGCGCGGGGAUGAGGAGCGGGGGGAGCGGCCCCGGGGGCGCGGGAGUGUCCGGGCGGCAGCGCUGAGUCACGGCGGGACGGGACGGGACGGGACGGGACGGGACGGGACGGGACGGCUCUCCCUCAUCUACCGGGCGGGGGGGGGACACCGGGCACCGCGCACCGCAUCCCGCAGCCGGAGGGGCGGCGGAGACGGCGGACGCUGCGGGCACAGAGCCGGCACCGGAGCGGCCCCCGAGGACCGGUGCCUUUCUGCCCCCCCGGGGGCGGUCCCGGGCCGGGCGGGGCGGGGCGAGGGCGGCAUUUAGGGCUUUGGCAGAGCGGGGGCUGCUCAGACUUGUUCGCGACUUCCCCGGACGUGCCGGUGCGCUCCGCCGCCGCGGGCACCGACGGGCACCGACCCCACCCCCCCAUCCCGGCCAUGCCGGCCCUUCUGCCGCUGUUGCUGCUGUGCCUGCGGCUGCUCCGCGCUGAGCCGCCCGCCUACCCGGCGGUGAUCUCCCCGCAGGACCCCACGCUGCUCAUCGGCUCCUCCCUGACCGCCACCUGCACCGUCAGCGCCGACCUCCGCCUGCGCGCGCAGGACCUGUACUGGACGCUGAACGGCCGCCGCCUGCCCGCCGCCUCCUACGCCGCGCUCGGCCCCACCACGCUCAGCGUGGCCCUCGCCCGCCUCAACGGCUCCCGGCAGCAGUCGGGGGACAACCUGGUGUGCCACAGCCGGGACGGCGGCAUCCUGGCCGGCUCCUGCCUCUAUGUUGGACUGCCCCCAGAAAAACCAGUCAACAUCUCCUGCUGGUCCAAGAACAUGAAGGACCUCACCUGCACGUGGGCCCCGGGGACAGAGGGGGAGACCUUCCUGCACACCAACUACACGCUCAAGUACAAGCUCCGGUGGUACGGCCGCGACAACACGUGCCAGGAAUACCACACGGCCGGCCCCUACUCCUGCCACAUCCCCAAGGACCUGGCCCUCUUCACGCCCUAUGAGAUCUGGGUGGAAGCCUCCAACCGCCUGGGGGUGGCCGUGUCCGACGUCGUCAUGUUGGACAUCCUUGACGUGGUCACCACCGACCCGCCCUCCGACGUGCAUGUCAGCCGCGUGGGUGACCUGGAGGACCAGCUGAGCGUGCGCUGGAGCUCGCCACCCGCUCUGAAGGAUUUCCUCUUCCAAGCCAAGUACCAGAUCCAGUACCGCGUGGAGGACAGCUCGGAGUGGAAGGUGGUGGACGAUGUGGGCAACCAGACCUCGUGCCGCCUGGCCGGCCUGCGCCCCGGCACCGUCUACUUCGUCCAGGUGCGCUGCAACCCCUUCGGCAUCUACGGCUCCAAGAAGGCCGGCAUCUGGAGCGACUGGAGCAACCCCACGGCCGCCUCCACGCCGCGCAGCGAGCGCGCGGCGGGGGGCUGCGACCCCAAGGGCGGCGAGCAGAACACGACGCUGCGGCGGGAGCUGAAGCAGUUCUUUGGGUGGGUGAAGAAGCAUUCCUAUGGCUGCUCCAACCUCAGCAUCAAGCUGUACGACCAGUGGCGCGUGUGGCUGCAGAAAUCCCACAAAACACGCAACCAGGUAGGUUCUACCCGGCGAUAAGUUGUAGCCCCCGCGGGGCUGAGCGCCGGCAGCACCGCACCGGGUGUCCGAAGCCCCCCCGGGGCCGCCCGCCCCGUCCCUGCCACCACAGCGCACUGAGGGGGGGCUCAGCGGUGGCCGGAGCUCGGCGCAGCCCUGCAACUCGCUGCAGGGGGGUUCCGCUGAGGGGGGGGGCUGGGGCUGGGGCUGGCCCUGGCAGCCCCCUGGGGGCGGUGGCAGUGCUGUGGGCCCCCCAGGAGCGCAGCCCCCGUGGCAGUGAAGGGACCCCCCAGCCUCACCCGGAGCCUUUGUUCCUUAAUCACGACCUGGAGCAGCAGUUGGGGUGAAGGGGGGUGGGGGCUCCCCGUGGCCCCCAAACCUGGGGGGUGCAGCCCCCCCCCAGGAUGCAGCUUGGGUGUUUUGGAGGGGCCACGGGUGCCCAUGGGGCCACGUGCGAGCGCAUGGGGGGGUCCAUCCCCAGAGAGCUGCGUGGGGCUGGUUUGAGGCUGCUGGGGUUUGCCCAGUGCCUGCUCCAAUUUUGAUUCAAACCAGCCUUAUUUUGGUUACAUUUCAGUCAAUUAGGAACAGAUUUAAGCUUAAUGCCAAUAAACCUCGUUAAACCCCACUGGGGCCUGCGUCAGUGGAGCAGCAGCAGCGCACGG